Messenger RNA from Microplitis mediator, 819 nucleotides. RefSeq names its product histone H2A. Gene Ontology annotation, cellular component: nucleosome. The coding region runs from base 44 to 421 and encodes 125 amino acids. The transcript has a single exon. Gene Ontology annotation, molecular function: structural constituent of chromatin; protein heterodimerization activity; DNA binding. NCBI's taxonomy places the organism in Eukaryota, Metazoa, Arthropoda, Insecta, Hymenoptera, Braconidae. The record is from RefSeq and is a predicted model, not a curated record.
CUGCUCACUUGUUUCUCGUUUUUCAACUUCAAAACUUAUAAUCAUGUCUGGUCGCGGUAAAGGAGGCAAAGUAAAGGGAAAGUCAAAGACCCGUUCAAGCCGAGCUGGACUCCAGUUCCCAGUCGGUCGUAUCCAUCGUAUGUUGCGUAAAGGAAAUUACGCAGAACGUGUUGGUGCUGGAGCUCCAGUCUACCUCGCAGCUGUAAUGGAAUACCUGGCGGCUGAAGUUCUCGAGUUGGCAGGCAACGCUGCUCGUGACAACAAGAAGACUCGUAUCAUCCCACGUCAUCUCCAGCUGGCGAUCCGUAACGACGAGGAGUUGAACAAACUUCUCUCUGGAGUCACCAUCGCUCAAGGUGGAGUCUUACCCAACAUCCAAGCUGUCUUGUUGCCCAAGAAAACCGAAAAAAGCAGCUCAUAAAUGAACAUCAAUUCAAAUUCAAAACAAAACGGCCCUUUUUAGGGCCACCAAAUUUUUUACAACGAAAGUUAUCUUCAAGUAUUAUCAUUUUCAUCAAAAUCAUUGUCUACCUUUCUAAUCACAUGUAAUGUCAACACAAUGACUUUGCCAAUUAAGCGACGAGUUGUCUUUGGCUAGAAAUUGAAUACCAUCCAUAGUAAAUUCAUUUUAAUUCAUUGUCAGUUUACUCGGAAUGAAAUUAAAUUACCGUCACCAAUCACUUUAACUCCUCUACAUACUCAACCCAUCAUCAUCAUACAACUAAUCCUAAUAACAGGAUCUAUCUCACCUCACCUCCCCAAAUUUAUGAAAUCUUAUUCUCUAAACUCAUUUCCAAUCGACAAAUUCCAUUCACGGUA